Messenger RNA from Emiliania huxleyi CCMP1516, 606 nucleotides. RefSeq lists its product as hypothetical. The coding region runs from base 1 to 606 and encodes 201 amino acids. The transcript has a single exon. NCBI's taxonomy places the organism in Eukaryota, Haptophyta, Isochrysidales, Noelaerhabdaceae. Gene Ontology annotation, molecular function: FMN binding; oxidoreductase activity. Gene Ontology annotation, cellular component: cytosol. The record is from RefSeq and is a predicted model, not a curated record.
AUGCCACGUCCACUGCGGGUCAGCCUCCUCCUCGGAUCGUCGCGGGCGAAGCGCGUCGGUCCGAGUGUGGCCCGCCACGUCGAGCAGCGGAUCGCCGCGAGAGGCCACACGGUGGACGUGUUUGAUCCGCGAGAGUCGUUCGGCGGCUGCUUCAUGCGGCUCAUGGAGAAGGCUCACUUCCACUACAAGGAAGGAGAGGCCGUUCCGCCGGAGCUCGAUGCCGCGGCGGAGGCCCUGCGCGCGGCGGACGCGUACGUAGUCUGCACGCCCGAGAUGAACCACACCAUCGCGCCUGCCCUCACCAACAUGAUGAAUCACUUUGGAGCCCAGACGUAUGCGUACAAGCCCUCCGGCAUCUGCACCUACUCCGCCGGCAUGUGGGGCGGAGCCCGCUGUGGCGUCGCCCUGCGCGCCUAUCUCUCCGAGCUGGGCUGCCUGCCCGUGAGCGCAACGAUGCAGCUGACCGGCGCGUGGAAGCCGGGCACGUUUGGCGAGGAUGGCCUGCUAGCGGAGGACGCAAUGGGGUUCAAGCUCUGCGAACGAAUGCUCGAUCAGCUCGAGUGGCACGCCCACUCCAUGAGAAAUCACAGAGAGCUGAUGCGAUGA